CCUGCCCCCCCCCCCAGGUAGAGCUAAGAUGGCCCCAGCCUGUGAGCAGCUGCAAUUCCGCUUCCCUAGUUACGGGGACGGGGUGCUGCGCCGCAUGGACCAGCUGCGGGAACAGCGGCGCUUCUGCGACGUGACGGUGCAGGUGAAUGAGCUGCGGGUCCCCGGGCACCGGGUGGUCUUUGCCGCCUGCUCCCCUUUCCUGCGGGACCAGUUCCUGCUCAAUGACUCGGAAGAGGUGUCCUUCUCACUCUUCCAGAGCUCUGAGAUCGGGCGCCAGCUUCUGCUCUCCUGCUACACGGGGUGCCUGGAGGUGCCCGUCAAGGAGCUGGUCAACUACCUGACGGCCGCGUCCUUCUUGCAGAUGGGCCACGUGGUGGAGUGCUGCGCCCAGGCCCUCUCCCACUACUUAGUCCCCAAGGCAGACGCCCUGCUGCAGGAGGAGGAGGAGGAGGGAAACUGCUUACAGCAGGACGGGGAGGAGGAGGAGGAAGAGGAGAAGUACUGCCCUUCUGCAUUCAAGGGGGAGGCGGACUCUGAGAAAGGCAGAACGGAGGGUCCCGAGUUCACCCCUUGCAGCUCCUCUUCUCCAGCGAUCUCGCUCUCACUGAUCAACUCAGCCGUGGAAAUCACCCGCAGCUACCUGCAGGGCUGCUUGGACGAUGAGACGGGCGGCAAAGGCCUUCCUUUCCCGCCCCCAGUCCCUGCGCCGGGCUCCCAGUGGAGGCGCUACUCCUUGCCCUGGCACCGCCGCAGCGCGGCCGCAGCUUACAGGGACUGGAGGCCAGGGGUCGGGGCGGCGGGGUGGAAGGUGCCCGGGCUGGAGCGCCCGUAUCGGUGCCCGCGCUGCAACCGCGUUUUCCAGCAGCUGGGCCACUUUGUGAGCCACGUCCAGGAGCACAAGCUCUUCCUGUGCCUGCGCUGCGGCAAGGUCUUCUCGCAGAAGAGCAACCUGACGCGGCACAUCCGGGUGCACACCGGCUUCAAGCCCUUCCAGUGCCCCGUCUGCCACAAGUGCUUCACUCAGAACGCCACCCUGCAGGACCACCUCAACCUGCACAGCGGCCUCAAGCCCCACCGGUGCAACUACUGCGACAUGCACUUCACCCACAAGCCGGGCCUGCGGCGCCACCUCAAGGAGAUGCACGGCAAGAGCACCUUCGAGAACAGCCACGAAGAGAUCGAAGAGGUCACCAUUGACUUUGAUUGAUGGGAGG
Molecule: messenger RNA, 1214 nt
Organism: Heteronotia binoei (common prickly gecko)
Lineage: Eukaryota; Metazoa; Chordata; Lepidosauria; Squamata; Gekkonidae
Product: zinc finger and BTB domain-containing protein 26-like
Exons: 1
Coding region: 29-1207 (392 amino acids)
Biological process (GO): regulation of transcription by RNA polymerase II
Cellular component (GO): nucleus
Molecular function (GO): protein binding; DNA-binding transcription factor activity, RNA polymerase II-specific; RNA polymerase II cis-regulatory region sequence-specific DNA binding
Source: RefSeq, a predicted model, not a curated record